AUGAAAACAUGCUUCGUGACGGUUGGUGCAACAGCCACCUUUAGCGGUCUCAUCAAAGCUGUGCUCGCUGCUGAUGUCCGCGAGACUCUCGAAAAAUUGGGUUAUGACAGGCUGCUCGUACAGUAUGGACGACACGGUCAAGAACACUACGAUGCGUGCUUCAAAAGCAUGAGUUCUGAUGAGAACAGCAAUCUAAUCGUCGAAGGCUUCGACCUCGACAAGUCUGGCUUGUCCAGUCACAUGAGAGCCGCGAAAGGAACGGCUGAUAAGCAAGGUAUCGUGAUCAGUCACGCCGGCUCUGGUACCAUACUGGAUGCUUUACGAAUUGCUGUGCCCCUUAUUGUCGUGCCGAAUGAGGAACUAUUAGACAAUCAUCAGUUUGAAUUGGCAGAGGCCUUGGCCGAACAGGGCUAUGUUGUCCAUGGCAGGCUCAUGCAAUUAUCUGCAGCGAUACUCGCUGCUGAGGAACUGAGGAAACGACAGCAAUCAUGGCCUCCGCCGAAUUCUGGGACGACAGCUAAAAGUCUUCGAAAUGUCAUUGAUGAGGAAUUGAAUCACCUUGAUUGA
Dissoconium aciculare CBS 342.82 is the source of this 567-nucleotide messenger RNA. RefSeq names its product glycosyltransferase family 1 protein. Gene Ontology annotation, cellular component: UDP-N-acetylglucosamine transferase complex; extrinsic component of endoplasmic reticulum membrane. The transcript has 2 exons. Gene Ontology annotation, biological process: dolichol-linked oligosaccharide biosynthetic process. The record is from RefSeq and is a predicted model, not a curated record. Lineage: Eukaryota; Fungi; Ascomycota; Dothideomycetes; Mycosphaerellales; Dissoconiaceae. Bases 1 to 567 code for a protein of 188 amino acids. Gene Ontology annotation, molecular function: hexosyltransferase activity.